Miscanthus lutarioriparius is the source of this 936-nucleotide messenger RNA. The record is from the annotation of a GenBank genome assembly. NCBI's taxonomy places the organism in Eukaryota, Viridiplantae, Streptophyta, Magnoliopsida, Poales, Poaceae.
AUGGACCACGGAGGCGACGCGGCCAGCCCGACGACGGUGGUGGAGUUCACCGAGCUCGUCAUGGCUGGCGCGGUCGAGGCACACUCACACAUGAGCACCGGCACGUUCCACGUCCAGCGCGGCGCUGCUGCCGCUCGCCGCGCCAUCGUCGACGGCUUCGAACCAAGCGCGGCGGCGUUCCACGACUUCGCUGACCUCGCGCGCCAUGUCGUGGUGCCUGUCGACGUGUCGUUCCACCUCCACCAUCAGCCCGAACCCGGCGUGGCGUACCCCAACAUCGGUGAGUUCUGGCGGCAGCUAAUGGGCCUGGUCGAUGUGGCGCUACUGGGCCCGCAUCUCCCCGACGAAGUCGUCCAGGUGCUCCACAACUAUGGGUACUCUUUUCUGCAGCCUCGCCCGCGCGCCGGAAGUGGCGUCGUGCUUGUCGACCUGCUCCCCGGAGACGGCCGCUCGGUGUACAACGGGGACUACGCGCUGCAGCCUCGUCCGGAUGCCGGACAUGGCGAGGUGUUCGUCGGCCUCCUACCCGGCGGCGGUGGCGCGGCGGACGACUACGGCUACUACCCGUGGCAGUGGCAGCCCCGCCCGGGCGUCGGAAGCGGCGAGGUGUUCGUCAACUCAAGCAGCUUCGCGCCGCAGACUCUCGCGGGCACCGGGCGCGCCGACGGAAUCGCUGGCGCGCUCCGCGUCCCCAACCUCGGCGCAGGGUACGACGGCUCCGUGGCCCUAGCUCACGACAUCGGCGCAGGGUACGACAACCGCGGCAUGGUGGCCGAUCACCUGCGUCGUCUCCUUCCGUUCGUUGGAAUCGGCGCCUCCUCCGUGGCUAUCAAUGGGCUCGCCGCCGGCCCGAGCUCGCCGGCGGUUGCCUUUCACCUCUUCAUGCUGCUUUUGGGUGGUCUGUUUCUGGUUAUCCUGCACGUGCUCCGUGCGUAG